UGUAGUUUCGGUUUUGUUUCAGGCUCAGCUGUUGGUGUUCAGUCGGGACUCGGUCAGUCUUCAUUCCCAUCGUGUCCUCCUGAAACACCGCAGACAUGUACGAGCUGGAGAAGGAGAAUUUGCGGCGCUUGAGCUCUUACAUCACGGCCAUUUUACGACCGUCACUAAUAAAAACCUUCAUGACGACAUACCUGAAGAAAGAAACAGUGGAGCGGAUUAUGUCCACCGAGCAGAGCUCCCCGUCCGCAGCCGCUCAGAUGCUGCUGGACUGCAUGUGUGAUCUGGAGGAGGACGGCUGGUUUCAGGCCUUUUUGGACUUCCUACAUACUGCUGAGUACACCGGCCUGCACGGUGCCAUUAAAAACUGGAAUUUCCUUGAGUAUGAGGAGCUGCACGAACACCGGAAGCUUCUGGAGAGAAUCGAACCCUCAAUCACCAAACACUUGAAGCCCAGAGAGCUGCUCAUGCACAUGAACUGCUGUCUCAACCAGAGGGAGUCUGAGGAGAUUCAAGCGGUGGAAGCGCAGCGUGGACCUAUCGCCGCCAGUGAGAAACUCGUGGACUGUCUUCUGCGCUCAGAUAAAUCAAACUGGUUUAAGGUGCUGAAGAUGGCUCUGGACACCUGCGAAUUAUAUGAGGCUCUCGACCUGCUGGAGACAAAUGGAGCAGGAAAGUCAGUGCAGGACUCAGACUGCAUGAUGGCCGAAUCCUCCACCGUGUGCUUUGAGUACAGAGAGGAGAUGGAGACGGAAAACAUGGCGGCGCCGGAGAGCUGCAGACACAUGAGCGUCACUGAAAUGCCUGCUGGAGUUACAGGUGACUCUGGGCGUUCAGGUGAGCGUAAGCUGAGGGAAUAUCAGAGAGAGCUGAUGACUGCGGCCGUCAGCGGACAGAACACCAUCAUCUGUGCUCCUACAGGUUGUGGGAAAACUAUCGUGGCACUGGGCAUCUGUGAGGAGCACCUGAAGCUGCUGCGCGGACGAGCAAAGAUCGCCUUCCUGGCCACUAAAGUGGACGUUUAUGAGCAGCAAUACAAACUCUUCCAGGAGCACUUCAGCAGCAAAGACCCCAACAUCAGGGUGACGGGGAUGUGUGGAGAUAUGGCUCUCUCAGUGCGGAUGCUGAUCGAGACUCAUGAUAUUGUGGUUCUGACGGCUCAGAUUCUGGUGAAUGCCCUGCAGAGUGGAGAGAUGGAGAACCUGCAGCUGCUGACGCUCAUCCUGCUGGACGAGUGCCACAACACCACCGGCAAACACCCCUACAACAACAUCAUGACCCGCUACCUGGACAACAAACUCACCGGCAGCGGCGGGUUACUGCCACAGAUUGUGGGCCUGACAGCAUCGGUUGGCAUCGGUUCCUUCAAAAACCAGAUGGAAGCGGAGAACAAUAUUACACAGCUAUGUGCUAACAUGGACACCAGAGUCAUUACCACUGUUAGCAAACACCUGGACGAGCUCAAGUCAUACGUGCACACGCCGGAAAAAGAAUUUUUCCAUGUGUUUCAGACCCCGUCAGAUCCCUUCAUCAGAAUCAUCCAGAACAUCAUGAGUAACAUUGAGCAGAUGGCAAAGAAAACCUACAACAUCGAGAGUCUGUCGAACAUCUCGAACCGUGAGUAUGGCUCUCAGAAGUACGAGCAGUGGAUCGUGUCGGUGCAGAAGAGCUGCAGAGUUUUGCAGAUGCAGAAUGCAGAUGAGGAGAGACGCAUCUGCAGAGAGCUCUGCAACUACACUGAACACCUGCGGAAAUAUAACGACGCUCUGAUCAUUAAUGAAGACGCUCGCACUAUAGAUGCUCUGGAUUAUCUGGACGUGUUUUUCCAGCAGGUCCGAAAUGCUGGAUUCCACAACACAGAGAGGAAACUCACUGCGCUUUACGACACCCAGCGUCCGCAGCUGCAGUGUUUGGCCACUGAGGGGCAGCAGAACCCCAAACUGGAGGAGCUGCGCUUCAUCCUGGAGGAGGAAUAUCACAACAAUCAGGAGACGCGCACCGUCAUGUUCGUCCGCACACGAGCCCUCGCCGACGCCAUGAAGAAAUGGAUUGAUGACACUGAUACUCUGAAGUUUCUGAAGCCUGGAGUUCUCAUUGGAAAAGGCCGGAAAUCCAACUUUACUGGUUCAGGAAUGACCCCCAGUAAUCAGAGGGGCGUUCUGGACAUCUUUAAGAGCUCAGAUCAGAGUAAGAUGCUCAUCGCCACAUCAGUCGCUGACGAGGGCAUCGAUAUCCCACAAUGCAACCUGGUUCUGAUGUACGAGUAUGUGGGAAACGUGGUGAAGAUGGUGCAGGUUCGAGGUCGUGGGCGUGCGCAGGGCAGCCGGUGUUUCCUGAUCUCCAGCAGUGCCGAACGCAUUGAGAAGGAGAAGAUGAACAUGAUGAAGGAGAGACUGGUGGAGGCGGCCAUUGUGGCUCUGCAGAGUCGCCCUGCGGACCUCAGUUUCAAGGUGGACAUACUACAGAAGGAAGAUAAAGCACGGAGAGAUUUCCUCAGCGCCAGUCCUGAUAAACCUAAAACACAGGACAGCUUCAAGCUCCUCUGCGCAAAGUGCAAGAUGUUUGCGUGUCAGAGCGACGACCUGCGAGUCGUGCAGGAGUCUCAUCACAUAGUUGUGGACCGCUCCAUGUUCUCCCGCUGCUCCAGAGUUCCUCACAGAAAGCCCAUCAACUUCUGUGGCUUCAGUAAGAAGGAGAAGAUGCAGUGUGUGGAGUGCAAACAGGACUGGGGGCUCGUCGUCUCAUACCUCACCAUACAGGAUCUGCCGCUGCUGAAGAUCGAGAGUUUCGUGGUGCAGAAUUUGGUCACUGGAAAGCAGCAUUACUUCAGAAAGUGGCGCGACGUGACGUUUGCCAUCCGAGAGUUUGACAUGACGGAGAUCACACCUGAAACAUGGGCGCUGGUCAACUGAGAAGAAACAGAUGAACAACACACACAAACACACACACUCCUCACAUUGAGUGCGGAAAACGCUUCAAUUACAAAUGUUUCCCAAGGGAUGUUUAACAGAGCAAUGACAUUUUUCACAGUAUUAUGAGACUAUGAGAUCAAAUUACUGCCAGAAAUAUUGUGCUCAUGGAACAAAAACUAAUAAGUGUCAAAUAAAAAACUGAAAACACGAGUAAAAUAAUAAUGAUAAAACUAAAAACAACACGAUCACGUAUUGAAAGAUCAUCCUUCAGACUUUGUGCUUAGAUCAUUAAAAUAGAGUCUAAUAAGCGUGAAUCAAUAAUGACGCAUUAUAGUGACUCUGCCUUCGUCUGACUGGCUAGAGCAGCAGCUGUCAAUCACAACCUGUGACCAAUGAUGACGCAGAAGGCCACCUUGAUUCAAAUAAAAGUUUAAUGGCGUCUUUCGCAAAUGCAAGCGU
Danio aesculapii is the source of this 3368-nucleotide messenger RNA. It is a transcript of the gene rigi, whose product is annotated as RNA sensor RIG-I. The coding region runs from base 96 to 2909 and encodes 937 amino acids. Gene Ontology annotation, molecular function: ATP binding; double-stranded RNA binding; zinc ion binding. The record is from RefSeq and is a predicted model, not a curated record. The transcript has 19 exons. Gene Ontology annotation, cellular component: cytoplasm. NCBI's taxonomy places the organism in Eukaryota, Metazoa, Chordata, Actinopteri, Cypriniformes, Danionidae.